GCCACCAUGACUGCUUGCAAUGCCUCACAGGGCCACCCUUCUUUCUUCAUUCUCCAAGGAAUUCCUGGCAUGGAGGACAAACACAGAUGGAUAUCUAUCCCCUUCUCCUCCAUGUAUUUCGUUAUGGUGCUUGGGAACUGCACCAUCCUCCUCACCAUCUCCACAGAGCGCUCCCUGCACAAACCCAUGUUCCUGCUCCUAUGUCUGUUGGCCCUCACAGACCUGGGCAUGUCUACAACCACCAUUCCCAAGGUGCUGUGCAUUUUCUGGUUUGGCCAGAGUGAGAUCAGCUAUGAAGGAUGCCUGGUUCAGCUGUUCUUCAUCCACUCCAUCUCUGCCAUGCAGUCAGCUGUCCUGAUGACCAUGGCCUUUGACCGCUAUGCGGCCAUCUGCAAGCCCUUGCGCUAUGCCACCAUCCUUUCCAAUAGUUGCACUGGACUCAUUGGCUUAGUGAGUUUGGUGAGAGCUAUCCUCUUUAUUCUCCCCAUGCCCAUCCUCCUUCAGCAAAUGCCCUAUCAUGCCAAUCGUGUCAUCCCCACCACCUACUGUGAGCACAUGGCUGUGGUGAAGAUGGUUUGUGUAGAUACUGCAGUCAACAGGAUAUAUGGCCUGGUGGUGGCCUUGUUGGUUGCUGGCUAGAUCUCAUAGCUAUUGCUUCAUCUUAUGUGCUAAUCAUCCAGGCUGUAAUGCGUCUCUCUUGUAAGUAAGCCCACCACAAAGCAGUCAACACCUGCACCACACACAUCUGUGUCAUGCUUAUUUCCUAUACUCCCUCACUUUUCUCUUUUCUCGCUCACCGCUUUGGCCAAGGCAUUCCACCCCAUGUCCACAUCAUUCUUGGCAACCUUUACUUCCUUGUACCUCCAAUGCUCAGUCCUAUAAUUUAUGGAGUGAAAACUAAGAAGUUCUGGGACAAAGUGACCAAAUAGGGUUGCUGGAAAAAAGAACCCACAACCACUGACCAUGGUCAGAAACUUGUCUGGUAAUCCAGCAGCUGUGAGUAUGAGGAAGGAAUGUUAAGUAGAUGCAAUUCCUGGGGGAAUCAGCUAGUGGUAGAAAUAUGUUAUGUUGGCAGAUUUAGCUGCCAAGAUGUUUAUCCUUGGUCAGAGAAGCUAAGGGACAGGAGACCUUCUUGAUCUCAGUAAUUCCAAAGCAAGGAAAUUAUCCCCACUGUGAAAUGAAAAUAAUGACAUCUGCUUUCUAUACUUGACAGAGGGGUUGGACAAAUUACAUGUUAUAAUGUCUGUAAAAGCAUUUUGAACAACACAUGCUGAACACACAUAAGAUGAGGUAGAAUGUUUCCAUAUGGA
Molecule: messenger RNA, 1310 nt
Organism: Gorilla gorilla gorilla (western lowland gorilla)
Lineage: Eukaryota; Metazoa; Chordata; Mammalia; Primates; Hominidae
Product: olfactory receptor 52D1-like
Exons: 1
Coding region: 7-639 (210 amino acids)
Biological process (GO): G protein-coupled receptor signaling pathway
Cellular component (GO): plasma membrane
Molecular function (GO): olfactory receptor activity
Source: RefSeq, a predicted model, not a curated record